CAUCAGACCCUCCCGUGGUCUGUCGCUCCUCUUACCUGUCUCAGGUGUGCUGAAUCAGGAACAGAAAGGUCACGCAAGGUCGCUCCUCUCUCUCUGUUUCUCUCAGUUCAGGACAGAAAAACAGGACGUUUGAGUCUCGGUGCCAUGAGACACGCGGGGUUCUUCAUCCACGCCAGAGAGGAGGAGAAGAGCUGGACGGAGACGGAGAGAGAGAGAGAGACCGCGAGAGAGACGGGGAGAGAGGGGGGCGCGGCGCUGAGCGGAGAGGAAGUGAGAGACUUCUACCAGAGUCUGUUUAAGGACCAGGAUGGAGCGAGGACGGAGGAGAGGACGGAGAGACGCCGAGGGAGAGCAGGACGGAGUGGACGUAAAGGAGGCGGGGCUCGUGAAGGAGGCGGGGCCCGUGGAGGAGGCGGAGUGGCCGAGGGCCCCAGCGAUGAGGUCUCGAUCACAGCACCCCCCACAGGCCGCACGGACGGAUACAGGCUGCUGCGGUGCGCGGAGCAGGGGGACAUCCGGGGACUGGAGGACGUCCUGAGACGGGGCUGUGACCCCAACUUCAGAGACCAGUUCAACUGGACCGCCCUGAUGAGCGCCGCCUACUCCGGCAGAACACAGGCGGUUCGAGUCCUGCUCCACCGGGGGGCGCUGUGGAGAUCAAUCACAGACACACAGGGGAGAGACGCGUGUGAUCUGGCUCGUCUCGCUGGACAUCAAGACAUCGUUACUCUCCUGGAGGAGCUCAGCGUCACACACACCUCACACACACCUGCGGAUACAGCACACAGCCACUCUCCCCCUCGGUGGUGUGACGUGUGUGAGGUGACCUACACAGACAGCGCUCACACACACUCCUCGUCCACGCUGCACCAGUUCAGCCUGGCGCGACCCCCCUCGCUCCCCCACUACUGCCUCGCCCCCUCCAGCGUGGGGUACAGGGUCAUGCUGCGUCUGGGGUGGGACCCCCGCUCCGGACUUGGCCCGGGACACGCGGGCCGCCGCGACCCUGUCGGCACCGUCCUCAAAUCGGACACCGCCGGCCUCGGGUUCGGGCCCGCGCCCAGGUCGAAGGUCACGCACUUCAAGGCCAACGACGAGCGGGCGAUCCGCAGGGUGCCGGAGAGACGGGAGAGAGGGACGACGCUCGGCGCUAAGGCCAGGAGGAAGACGGAGGAGAGACAGAAACAGUGGGAGAGAGACUUUCGCUCCUCCUUUAACAUCGACCCCUGACCUCAUCGCCCUCUGGUGGAGCAAGAAAGGAUCUUUAAUCUUUAAUCAUCACCGAGGUUCAGAGACAUAAAGAAAAAGGGGAAAAAGAUGGACAGACUUUUAGACAGAAAAAGACAUUCGAAAAGAGAGAGACAUAUUGAAAGAGAGACAUAAAGAGAGACAUACAGAAGGCGAGAUUGAGAUAAAGAGAGAGACAGAAAAAAACAGAUGGACAGCAAUAAUGGUACAGCAAGAAAAAGAGAGAGACAGACAGGAAAACAAAGAGGCGUACAGUGAGAGACGGUGUGUGAGAGAGACGGUGUGUGUGAGAGACAGUACAGUGGUUUGUAGACGACCCUGCGUGGACGUGUCGUUACCCAACAGCACUAGUGAAUACGUCCUAACUCCCCUAAACCCGCUAUACACACAGACGUCACUGAUUACUUAGCCUUUAAUCACAGCUAGCUGACUCAGAGCGGCUAGCUCGCUAACGGUUCAAACUAAACUUUUAGUGACGAUGUGUAUCUGAGACGAUGUUAUGGGAGGACACAGAAAACAUCUGCAGCACGUCCACGGGGUUUACGAACAUUAUAAUCAGGUCACGUAGAGAGCACACACACACACACACACACACACUUUCUCUAAAUAAAGGUCGUAUCAUUCAAUCCCUGUGUCCCAGAGGAGAGGAUUAGCAUCUGUUUAGCCGCGCCUGUCCUGACCUUUUCGGCUCAGUGUGUGUGUGUGGGGUGGGGGGGUUGAGACAGCUCUGCGGGUCUCCCGAGUCUUAGUCUGCCUUCUGCUGUUCCACACACACACACGUUUAUCCACAGUCAUAGCAGGUGAGCUGUAUGAAUGAUGUCGUGUGUGAGAUGCUUUGCUAAUGACUGAACACAAAAUAUUAACAAAUAAAUUCCUGUAAAAAAACGAACCUUGUGUGUGUUUUGUUGCUGAUAAACUUUUUGAGCAGUCUUUUCCCAGUCUAAUUACCAUGGAAACGAUUUAGAAUGAUGUCCACGUGGGAGUCGAUGGCGGCAUGGCGUAACCUGUCACGUCACACAGCUUGAGCGUGAUGAGCGAUGGCGUAGGAGGAACGUAUACAGUAAUGCACAGGAACGCGUAACCAUUGAAACGUGCACAGCCAAUCAGAUCGCAGUGGCCAGAGAGGUGCACACAAGCACUCGGACGGUCUGUCAGCGGCAGGCGGAGUGUACGA
Messenger RNA from Clarias gariepinus (North African catfish), 2422 nucleotides. RefSeq names its product G patch domain and ankyrin repeats 1 (gene gpank1). Lineage: Eukaryota; Metazoa; Chordata; Actinopteri; Siluriformes; Clariidae. Bases 145 to 1230 code for a protein of 361 amino acids. The record is from RefSeq and is a predicted model, not a curated record. The transcript has 4 exons. Gene Ontology annotation, molecular function: nucleic acid binding; protein binding.